Molecule: messenger RNA, 2306 nt
Organism: Zonotrichia albicollis (white-throated sparrow)
Lineage: Eukaryota; Metazoa; Chordata; Aves; Passeriformes; Passerellidae
Source: RefSeq, a predicted model, not a curated record
AUGGAAAAGGACCCUGAGGCAGAAUGUCCUGUACCACUGGAUGAUUUAAAAUCUGUCGUGAACGGCAGUGAAGAAGAUGAAAAGUUGCAAGUUAAAAUCCAGGCUUUUGAAGAGAAAAUCAAUGUGGACAACAGCACCCCCGGCUCAGUGAGGAGAUACAGCCUGGGCCAGGUCUCUAAAGAAGAAAGGAAGGAUAUGAGGUUUAACAGGUCCAAGAGCCUGGCCCUGCACACGCUCAGGGUGAAGGGGCUGAGCUCAGAGGGAGGGACAGACGAGGACAGUGGGGACAUCCCUGCUGGCAUCUCCUUCUCCGAGCUCUGCCUCAGCCAGGAGCAGCAGCAGGAGCCCUGUGGGGUGCAGGCCGAGGCAGGGCCCCUGGGCAGCUGCCUGCUCUCACCGCACAGUGCUGAGCAGCCCCAGGCAGGCAGUGUGCCAGGGCUGAGCCCAGAAAAGGCCCUGCAGGGAAGGGCAGAGGCAGCCACGGGCCCUGAGCAGCACCAGGACAAGCUGUACCUGCACCUGAAGGAGAACCUGGGCAAGGUCAAGGAGUUUGUGAUGGAGAUGGGGAGGAGGAUUCCCAUCCCUGAGCAGUGUGUGAUCGAAGAUUCUGUUCAAAGCUGUGUGGCAAAGCUGUUCUUCAGCUGUCCCCUGAAGGGCCACUACUGCCUGUACAGCAAAUCCAGCUUCACCCUGGUGAGCCAGCAGCCUCCCCUCUGGAUCCACAUCAUGUUCCUGUUCCAGCAGAGCCUGUUUGCAGAACCCCUGUCCAUGCACAGCAGCUCUGUGCAAGUCCUCAGGGCGCUGUGGGAGAAGACCCAGCUCAAGGGCACGCACAGCUUUGAGACUGCCAUGAUCCAGAACACCUUCCCUCACCAGAAGGACCUGGAGAGCGUUCAGAUGCACCUGGAGGAGGUGAGGUUCUUUGACUUGUUUGGCUACAGCGAGGAGGCAGGAGCCUGGCAGUGCUUCAUGUGCAACAACCCCGAGAAGGCAACAGGCAUGAACCAGGACGGGCAGCCCCUGAUGGAGGGCAGGCUGAAGGAGAAGCAGGUCCGCUGGAAGUUCAUCAAGAGGUGGAAAACGCGCUACUUCACCCUGGCUGGCAACCAGCUGCUGUUCCGCAGGGGCAAAUCCAAGGACGACCCUGACGAGUGUCCCAUCGAGCUGAGCAAGGUGCAGAGUGUGAAGGUGCUGCCCAAGAAGCGGCGGGACCGGAGCGUGCCCCGCGCCUUCGAGAUCUUCACGGACAGCAGGAGCUACGUGCUCAAGGCCAAGGACGAGAAGAACGCCGAGCAGUGGCUGCAGUGCCUCAACGUGGCCGUGGCCCAGGCCCGCCAGCGCCACAGCCGCGAGGCCACCACCUACCUGUGACCUGUGACCCUGGGGCCAAUCCCUACCUGUGACCUGUGACACUGGGCCACCACCUACCUGUGACCCUGGGGCCACCACCUACCUGUGACCUGUGACCCUGGGGCCAAUCCCUACCUGUGACACUGGGCCACCACCUACCUGUGAUCCUGGGCCACCAAACCCUGCCCAAGUGGCACCACAGGGCCACCCUGAGGCCACCCCAGGGCCAAUGGGGCACAGAGCAGGGAGAGUGCCUGCAGGGCCACAGGGACAAUGGCAUCUCACCUGUCAGGAUAACCAACAACAGAGCUCUGGCAGCCAGGGAGACACCAGGAACACUCUGGGACAAUGUCCCACCGUGGGAGCCAUGGGGACACUGCCCCAGGAGCAGCUGCCACCUUCCCUGGGGACACUCUGGGGUUCUUCUGAUGACCUGCCAGCCAGGGAAGGUGGUUAGAAACCCAGCCCUGAGGUGCACCAGGUCUCUGACACUGCCAAGAGAAUGCCAGCAGUGAGGACUUUCUGCUUUCCUCAAUCAUUCAAUGUAAAAAGUUAAUUUUCCUUAUUUAAUCCCAGUGGACUUUAUCCUUUUAUUAUUUAUGUGUGUCCAUGCUGCUGCUGCUGUCAGAUUUAAAUUGGGAAAUUUGAAAGAUUUUGUAUGGCUGGAAAAUAAUUUUAAAUAUUUAACUGGUUUGAUUUUCCCUCUUUUUUUCCUUCUUUCACUCUACUUUGUAACUGAAUGUAAUUUUAAAAUUUUCCUUUUUUUUUUUUUUUAAAUUCUCUUCUCCAUUCUGUAACUUUUCAAAAUUUCUGCAAAUCUGGAAAACACCCCGUUUGUUUGAUUUUCUUUGUUACUUUCAAAUGAUUCCAAAGUGAAGGAAGUGCUGUAGAAGAGACUGAAAGGAAAAAAGGUGGGCAAAAAAAAGAAUGAGGAGCCUGCAGGUGAUGAAAUGAGC